This is a messenger RNA of Telopea speciosissima, 1618 nucleotides long. RefSeq names its product protease Do-like 1, chloroplastic. The record is from RefSeq and is a predicted model, not a curated record. Gene Ontology annotation, molecular function: protein binding; serine-type endopeptidase activity. NCBI's taxonomy places the organism in Eukaryota, Viridiplantae, Streptophyta, Magnoliopsida, Proteales, Proteaceae. The transcript has 8 exons. Bases 87 to 1430 code for a protein of 447 amino acids. Gene Ontology annotation, biological process: proteolysis.
UUUUACAUUUUGUAUUAGAAUGAGAUGAAUUCGCAGCCGAUCACCGAUUCCGAGGCUUCUUAGUAGAAGCAGCUGUCGCUGCAGGUAUGGCCACUCAUUCAUUCUUCGUGUCCUCUCUCUUUCACACUUACUCCUCUGCAACCAAUCCGACUCCAACUAGAAAGACAAAGAUUCAUCUCACUCUUCUCAAACCCAAUUCCCUCUUCCACCAUCUCCGUUUCUUCUCCCCCGUUGUCUCUCGCAGAGAGACCCAUAUCGCAGCUAACAACGCCAACACCAACCCACCCUCCUCCUUUUACAGACUCUUUCACACCAUCAAUAAUUCUUCCCCUUUCUCGUCUGCCUUAGAAUCCCUGUUUGUCUUCUGCACUUCCCUCGCACUCUCCUUCUCUCUCUUCAUUGCUGAUGUCGAUGCUGCGUCCGCCUUUGUCGUCACGCCUUCUCGAAAGUUGCAGACAGAUGAGCUUGCUACUGUUCAGCUCUUCCAGGAGAACACUCCCUCCGUUGUCUACAUCACUAACCUCGCCGCCAGGCAGGACGCGUUUACGUUGGAUGUGUUGGAGGUGCCCCAAGGCUCUGGUUCGGGCUUUGUUUGGGAUAAAAACGGCCACAUUGUUACUAAUUAUCAUGUGAUUCGUGGUGCGUCCGAUCUCAGGGUUACUCUUGCUGACCAAACAACUUAUGAGGCAAAAGUUGUUGGCUUUGACCAAGAUAAGGAUGUCGCUGUUUUGCGUGUUGAUGCACCAAAAGAUAAACUGAGACCCAUACCUGUUGGUGUCUCUGCAGAUUUGCUUGUCGGCCAGAAAGUUUAUGCUAUUGGAAAUCCUUUUGGGCUUGACCAUACACUUACAACUGGUGUUAUCAGUGGACUUCGUAGAGAAAUCAGUUCUGCUGCUACAGGUCGUCCUAUUCAGGAUGUUAUACAGACUGAUGCAGCUAUAAACCCUGGUAACAGUGGAGGGCCACUUCUUGAUAGUUCUGGCAGCUUAAUCGGGAUAAAUACUGCUAUAUAUUCUCCAUCGGGUGCAUCUUCUGGUGUUGGAUUUUCAAUUCCAGUUGACACUGUCAAUGGCAUUGUCGACCAGCUGGUGAAAUAUGGGAAGGUUACUAGACCUAUUUUAGGAAUCAAGUUUGCACCUGAUCAGUCUGUGGAACAACUUGGUGUUAGUGGGGUUCUUGUUUUAGAUGCACCUGCAAAUGGUCCAGCUGGCAAAGCGGGUCUACAACCAACCAAAAGGGAUGGCUAUGGCAGACUUAUUUUGGGUGACAUCAUAACAUCUGUGAAUGAGAAAAAGGUCAACAAUGGGAGUGACUUGUACAGAAUCCUUGAUCAAUGUAAAGUCGGUGAUGAGGUCAUCGUGGAGGUGUUGCGUGGUGACCACAAAGAGAAGAUACCUGUAAUUCUUGAGCCAAAGCCUGAUGAAUCAUAAUAUUGGUGUGGGAAUUUCAUCAUGGUAUUGGAGGAUGUUGUAAACUUCAUCUUCUAUGUAGGGUAUACAAAUUUAGGUGGCAAUUGUUUUGUGCAUCAAUUGGAUGGCAAUUGAACUGAGGCUAUUGUUGUACAUAUCCCACUUAUAAUGUCUAUAUCAUUAGUCUCAUUUUGUCUAUUUGCUGCAAA